AUGGCUCUCUCUGGCAAGGUUGGUCUCAUUACUGGCGGUGUCAAGAAUCUUGGAGCACAAACCGCCCUCGAGCUGGCCAGCGUUGGCGCUAAUCUUGCCCUUCACUAUCACUCAAAAGGCGGUGAGAAGGAUGCAGUCGCGCUGGAGGCCGCCCUCAAGAAGAAGAUUCCUUCAAUCAAGGUUUCUUUCUAUCAGGGUGACCUGACUUCUGCUGAUGCGGUGACGAAGCUAUUCCAAGAGGUGCUUCGCGACUUUGGUCAUAUCGAUAUUGUCGUCAACACGGUUGGAAAGGUGCUUAAGAAGCCAAUCACAGAGAUCAGCGAAGAGGAAUAUGAUGCGAUGUUUGCUGUGAACUCCAAGACAGCAUUUUUUGUUCUCAAGGAAGCUGCUGCCCAUGUCACGGAUGGCGGAAAGAUUAUCACUAUUGUGACUGCCCUCCUUGCCGCAUUCACUGGCUACUAUACUUCUUACGCUGGCAGUAAAGCUCCAGUCGAGCAUUUUACCCGGGGAGUUUGCAAAGAACUCCAGUCUCGCAGAGUCAGUGUCAACAAUGUCGCGCCUGGACCAAUGGAUACACCGUUMUUCUAUCCUCAGGAGUCACCCGAAGCUGUCGAAUUCCACAAAUCCAGCGGCAUGGGUGGCCGUCUGACUAUGGUCGAGGACAUCGCUCCUAUCAUUCGCUUCCUGUGCACUGAAGGUGCUUGGAUCACUGGACAGACGAUCUUUGCCAACGGUGGAUACACUACUCGUUAA
Messenger RNA from Aspergillus pseudoviridinutans, 753 nucleotides. RefSeq lists its product as uncharacterized. The coding region runs from base 1 to 753 and encodes 250 amino acids. The record is from RefSeq and is a predicted model, not a curated record. The transcript has 4 exons. NCBI's taxonomy places the organism in Eukaryota, Fungi, Ascomycota, Eurotiomycetes, Eurotiales, Aspergillaceae.